Entamoeba dispar SAW760 is the source of this 402-nucleotide messenger RNA. Its product is annotated as heat shock protein, putative. Gene Ontology annotation, molecular function: heat shock protein binding; ATP hydrolysis activity; ATP-dependent protein folding chaperone. Lineage: Eukaryota; Evosea; Mastigamoebida; Endamoebidae. Bases 1 to 402 code for a protein of 133 amino acids. The transcript has 2 exons. Gene Ontology annotation, cellular component: cytoplasm. Gene Ontology annotation, biological process: cellular response to unfolded protein; protein refolding. The record is from RefSeq and is a predicted model, not a curated record.
AUGAAUGUACAAGAAGAGUUCUCAACUUCAAUUGGAAUUGAUUUAGGACUUACAUAUUCUUCAGUUGCUUAUUAUGACAUUAUUAAAAAUGAACCUAUCAUACUUCAAGAUGAAAUAGGAAAAGAACAAAUAGUAUCAUAUCCUUUUGAAGUAAAAACAAGAGAUAAUGAAAGUACUUGUAUUGAAUGUUAUAAUCCAUUGAAUCAAGAAAGUGAAGAAUUUGAACCAGAAGAAAUUAGUGGAAUGAUAUUAAAAUAUUUGUAUGAAAUUGCACAAGCAAAACUUGGUAAUCAUCCAAUAUCAAAUGUUAUUGUUACUGUCCCAGCUGAAUUCAAUGAUAGACAAAGAGAGGCAACAUUAUUAGCGUGUAAAUUAGCAGGAAUUAAGAAUGUUGAACAAUGA